Messenger RNA from Polistes dominula (European paper wasp), 2943 nucleotides. It is a transcript of the gene Tango6, whose product is annotated as transport and golgi organization 6. Gene Ontology annotation, molecular function: protein binding. Gene Ontology annotation, biological process: protein secretion. The record is from RefSeq and is a predicted model, not a curated record. Lineage: Eukaryota; Metazoa; Arthropoda; Insecta; Hymenoptera; Vespidae.
CGAACGCAUUGUUGAAAAGUGUCACAGAGUAUAAUAAUGAAAUUAAGUUCAUUCAUUUCUGUUUUUGGUGUUAUUGUUUGUCUCUCAAAAAUAUAAUAAUUUUAUUAUAUUUAAUAAAAUAAUGGAAACAUCAGACCAACUUAAAUACCUGCAGAUAUUAUAUACAUUAACAGAAGGUAAAACUGAAGUUAAUGAUUUUGAAAAUAAAUUAGAAGAAAUUGUGAGCAAGACGCUUGCUCAUUUAUCAGAAGAUGAUAAAUAUGCAAUAUUUGGUGAAAAUAAAUGUCCAAAUAGUAAUUCUGAUAUAAGGUACCACUAUAUUCAAAUAAUCACGCAUGUACUAAAACAGGUUGAAAUAAUAGAAGAAACUAAUGAUUACAUUAAUGUUAAAAGAUAUAAAUUAUUUAAAACAGCAAUAGAGUUAAUAGUAUCGAUAGGAAUAAUACAAUGCUUGUUACCUGGAAUUGGUGUUGAUAUGAAAAAGUUAUGUCCAAGAGCAUUGAAAUUAAGCGAAGAGAAGACAACUAUUUUACAAAAAUAUGAGAGAUUAUGUUUGUCGAGCCAUUCUCUUAUUGAAUAUUACAAUCGAAGUUUUUUACGACCAGCCGUUCUUUCUCACAUUGGUUCAUUAAUCGCAGCAUUGUUGCAAUUAUCGUAUGCUCCUUUACAAAAGCCUAAAGAAGAAGAAUUACCUUUGAAACAAGAAAAGGAAACGAACGAGAAAGAAUUUGUGAUGACCGUUGAUUUGUACGAAAAAUUAAAAUAUGAUCAGAAACAAUUUUUGUCUGAAUUAAAACGUUUAUUCGAUAAUUGUCCACAGUAUAUAAUUAUGAAGGAAUUAAUGGUAAUUCUUGGAAAUAAAGAAGCACCCUCGUGGAUUCGUAAAAUAACUAUACAACAUUUAAUACAUAAAAUUCAACAACCUAAUGGAGUGUUGUCAUUGAUUAAUACAUUGUGCGAUGACACAAUGUUAGAUUUGGGAACUGAUUGGAAAAAGCUGGAUAUAAUCACUAGGUUGAUUGCUACACCACAUGGAAACGAUAAAAAUAAGUAUUACGAAGCCAUAUGUCCACAGCUCCUAAAUUUUUUAACGUUAAAAAAUGUCAAUAAUUACUGGAUAAUAGCUAACAAUUGUAUAGUAGCUCUUUACGAAAAUAGCCCUAAUAUUUGCAAAGAAAAUAUUAUUGACGUUAUAAUGAGACCGUUAUUAAUUGCAAAUGUGGAUCACAAAGUACCUGAAAGUGAAUUAAACACAUGUAUACAAAAUCUUAUGACUUGUUUCACAUCAAGUGAAAUGCAAUUUAAAACUUUGCCUAUCAAGCUUAUGUCAAUUAUAGCUAUUCCAUUAUUUUCCAUUCAUAACAAAGUAAGAUCCAGUGCUUGCUUGUUAAGAAACAAAGUGAGGCAAUUAUUACUGAUACUUCUUCAUGAAAAUGAUUUGGAAAAUGAUCUUUUUUCUGCGUUUCUUGGAUACGAUACGAACAAAAAUUUUGGUAAACUCAUAUCCGUAAACUUUGGAUCCAAUGGUGGAGUUGAAAUUAUGGGAAUUGAGAAGAAUUUACCAUACGAAGAACUAGCUGAUAGUUUGUUUGAUUUAAUAUCCCUCGAUGAAGUACUUAUUACUAAUUUAUUCUCUUAUUUAUUAAAAUUAUUAUCCAAUUCUAAUAAAUUGAUUUGUGGUAAUGUACUAGAAACAUUGUAUGAUGUAAUGGAACGUGCAGAAAAACGAUUAGUUACUAUUAAACUCCUAUCGAAUUUGGCUACCAAAUCUGUUGUUCAAAAAGCGCAACUGAAAAAUCCUGAACCGUUGUUGAAUUUUAUUAAAUCUUUAUUCGACGAGAACAUAAUUCAAAAACAAAAUAAUAAUGAAAGCGACGAUCACGAAGUUAUUUACAUCAGUUUGAUGUUAAUCAAAAUGAUUAUAAGUUCCGAAGGUAAAACGUUAAAUCGAACGCAUUUCGAAUCAUUUGCAAAAUAUCUAAAACAACGAAUUAACGAUUCUACAAUGCAAUUGGUAGUGUUGAUAAAAGAAAUAAUUCAGCUCAUCGAAUGUAAAGAAGAAUCUAAUCAAACAUUUUAUGACGAUUUAUCUGUAGAUAAUGAAAGAUUUAAUAAAUUUGAAGAAGCUAUUAAAGAUUUGUCAGAUCCAUUACUUCCAGUACGUGCUCAUGGGAUUAUAACGUUGACGAAAUUAAUUGAAAUAAAAGAUCCAAUUGCUGUUUUUAGAAAAUCUAUUAUCUUACGUUUGUUUCAAGAAAAUUUGAAACACGAAGAUUCGUUCAUUUAUCUUGCCGCGAUAAAUGGUAUGUGCGCUUUGGCUGUAAUGUAUCCUAAAGAGGUAAUAGUAAUAUUGGUUGAAGAGUACAUAUGUAUGCCUCAACGUAUUGCAACUUGUGAUAUUUCUGUACAAAGUAGAAUAAAACUUGGUGAAAUACUUGUAAGAACGACAAGAGGAUUAGGUAAGAUAGCUUACACAUAUAAGAAUAUACUUGUUAAUGGAUUUUUAUGCGGUGUACGUGAUCCAGAUCCAUUAAUACGUGCAUCGAGUCUUUCUUGUCUUGGAGAACUUUGUAAAGUAUUAGGCUUCCAUCUUGGAAAUGUUUUAAUAGAGGUAAUCUUCUGCAUUAAAUGUAUCAUAACGACGGACAAAAUACCCGAAUGUCGUAGAGCGGCGGUUUUAGUCAUCACUUUGUUACUUCGUGGCUUAGAGAAAGAUGCUUUGACCGAGCUUGGCAGAGAUUUGUGUGACCUACAUCGUGUUUUAAUACAUUUAAGAGACACCGAUAAAGAUCCAGUCUUACGUCUGCAUGCUCAAUUAGCUCUGGAAGAAAUUAACGAUAUCGUAUCAAAAUACAUUUUCGGUACACCAGCAUUUGAUAAUAAAGUAUUUUCUCCAUUGGAAUAAAUAUAAUAAUUAUUUAAUAAUUAUAUAAAUAUUUAACC